UAGCGGGUCUUGUCGCGGACGGCCGCAUGUUAGCCCGCUUCUUGCGCACAGAAUGUAUGAACUAUCGCUAUAUGCACGACAGCGAUAAUCCUUUGCCGCUCAUAGCGGAAAUUGUUGGAGAGAAGUAUCAGCGCCACAUUCAGUUUGCAGGGAAGCGGCCCUUUGGUGUGGGUCUUUUAAUUGCUGGAUAUGACAGCACAGGGCCUCAUUUGUAUCAUACAGUCCCAUCUGGAGACGUAUUUGACUUUAAGGCAACGGCCAUGGGUUUGCGCUCACAGGCUGCUCGUACAUAUUUGGAAAAGCACUUUGAAUCUUUCCCAGACUGUGGCCUUGAUGAGCUUAUUAUGCAUGCAUUGAAGGCACUUGCGGCGGCAACCUCGGGAGGCGCGGAGCUAAAUAUAAAGAAUACAACGAUUGCCAUAGUAGGAAAGGGCACACCUUUCAUGGUUCUCACGGAGGAGGCAGCGCGGAAGUACUUGGAUGGUUUUAAGAUGCGUCCAGAGGACAUUCCCCCCGCUCCGGAAGCUGAAGAGGAGGAAACUCUGCAAGAACGCUCCUUGGAUGUGGAGGAGUGA
Molecule: messenger RNA, 575 nt
Organism: Trypanosoma cruzi
Lineage: Eukaryota; Euglenozoa; Kinetoplastea; Trypanosomatida; Trypanosomatidae
Product: proteasome alpha 1 subunit, putative
Exons: 1
Cellular component (GO): proteasome core complex; proteasome core complex, alpha-subunit complex
Source: RefSeq, a predicted model, not a curated record